Molecule: messenger RNA, 600 nt
Organism: Teleopsis dalmanni
Lineage: Eukaryota; Metazoa; Arthropoda; Insecta; Diptera; Diopsidae
Exons: 2
Coding region: 1-600 (199 amino acids)
Source: RefSeq, a predicted model, not a curated record
AUGAUUUUGAGCACUGCAGAUUAUGCUGCUAUUGUCUAUGAGCGACUAAAACGGCAUCCAACUAACAAUAUUGUUGCUCAAUAUACGCAACUCGGUUGGGUAAUUUUUGGUGGACUGUCGCGACCAAAGGUCGAAAAUUGUUUAAAUUCGCGGCCGCUUACGGCUCUAUCUGACGACCCCACAGACUUAUCAGCGUUAUCACCAGGACACUUUUUGAUUGGACGAGCGCCAUCUGCCGCACCUGAAUCUAAUUUGCUAAAUACAAAGAUUGGUGUACUAUUCCGAUGGAAAAUGUUAAGCCAGAUGUAUCAAGACUUUUGGCGCCGUUGGUCCCAAGAAUUUUUAACACAAUUACAUGCUAAAAACAAAUGGAAUAAAAGACAAACAAAUGUCACAGCCAGUCAACUGGUCCUAAUUCGAGAUGAACGAUUGCCUCUAAGCUCCUGGUUGCUUGGCCGCAUUAUCCAAGUCCAUCCUGGCACGGACGGUGCUGUUCGUGUUGUAACCAUAAAAACACAGUCCGCCAUUGUGAAACGGCCAAUUUCGAAGAUCUCUGUUUUACCAAUCGACAUUGAAGGACGUCCUGAAGCAAGCGAGUAA